This is a messenger RNA of Antechinus flavipes (yellow-footed antechinus), 948 nucleotides long. Its product is annotated as olfactory receptor 52H1-like. Lineage: Eukaryota; Metazoa; Chordata; Mammalia; Dasyuromorphia; Dasyuridae. Gene Ontology annotation, molecular function: olfactory receptor activity; G protein-coupled receptor activity. Gene Ontology annotation, biological process: G protein-coupled receptor signaling pathway. The transcript has a single exon. Gene Ontology annotation, cellular component: membrane. The coding region runs from base 1 to 948 and encodes 315 amino acids. The record is from RefSeq and is a predicted model, not a curated record.
AUGGCCACAUUCAACCUCAGCAGCUACAACCCCAGCUUCUUUAUCCUAGUGGGCAUUCCAGGGCUUGAGAAGUUCCACAUAUGGAUCGCAGUUCCUUUCUGUGCUAUCUACUUUGUGGCCAUUGGGGGUAACUGUAUCCUGCUAUACCUCAUUGCUGUGGAGCGCAGCCUCCAUGAGCCCAUGUUCCUUUUGCUCUCCAUGCUGGCCAAAAUGGACCUCAUUCUGUCAACUACCACUAUUCCUAAACUUCUCAGCAACCUCUGGUUUGGUGACAAGAAAAUCAGUUUUUCAGGCUGCCUUACCCAGAUGUUUUUCCUCCAUUUCAGCUUUGUUGUAGAUUCUGCCAUACUACUGGCCAUGGCAUAUGACCGCUAUGUGGCCAUAUGCUUCCCACUGAGAUAUACCACCAUUCUGACCUACCAGGUCAUCAUCAAGAUUAUGAUGGGAAUCAUCAUCAGGAGCUUCUGUGUCAUCUUGCCAGAUGUUUUCCUGCUAAAGCGACUGCCCUUCUGCCGAACACGUAUCAUCCCCCAUACAUACUGUGAACACAUAGGUGUGGCACGACUUUCCUGUGCUGACAUCUCAAUCAACAUCUGGUAUGGUUUUGCUGUGCCCAUUUUGACUGUGAUUUCUGACAUUGUCCUUAUUGCUGUCUCUUAUACUAUUAUACUGAGGGCUGUCUUCCGCCUUCCUUCUCAUGGUGCCCGCCAGAAGGCUCUUGGAACCUGUGGAUCUCACAUUUGUGUCAUCCUCAUGUUCUAUACUCCAGCCUGCUUCUCUGUCCUUGCUCAUCGCUUUGGACACAAUGUUCCACGUCAUGUUCUCAUUCUAUUUGCCAACUUUUAUGCUGCCAUUCCUCCAGCUCUCAAUCCCAUUGUCUAUGGAGUGAAGACCAAGCAAAUUCGAGAUAAGAUUCUGCUCCUAUUUUCUCCAAAGUGGUCACAGUGA